GCAGAGUAGUCGGAGGUGAGUGUGUUUAAAUUUAAAAGUGAGUGCUCGUUUGGUCACAAUUAAUAACUAAAGUGGUAAUCUCGUCCUAGACAAUACGCAAGAUAAGUUAGGCCGCCCCUGUUGUAAAUAUUGGGAUAAUGGAGAUGCGGCAAUUAGGCAAGGACUAGGUAGACCUCGUCGGAGUGGCACAACGGUACACCACUAGCACCCGAAUCGAUACAAUUCCGGCACCAGUUGUGAACAUUCUUCAAGUUUAGUAGCCAGCGCGACCGAUACACAACACAAUUUCAUCUAAUUGCUGGAUCUGUAAACUGUUUCAUGAUUGUUAACUGACAACAGCUGGUCGAUCAGUCUGGAUUCGUGGGGCUACCGUCACCAUGCGGGAGACAAGUGUGGCUGAAAUGUUCAGGGGAACUCUCCCCCAGCUGAUUGCUGUUGUUACUGGUACCCUGAGUGCAAUAUCCGAUGGCAUGCAAUACGGUUGGUCGGCUCCCUUGAUCCCGGUGCUGCAGUCCGAAAACACCCCCGUCAAAAUCACCGAAUCCGACGCCGUAUGGCUGGAGAACAUCUACAUGAUCGGGGGCAUGGCAGGUCUACCCAUAACCAUCUACUGCGUCGACAGAAUAGGCCGGCAAAAAACAAUCAUAGGCGCUUGCAUCACCAACCUAAUCGCCUGGAUCAUCAUCGCCGUCGCGAAUUCCGUGGAAUAUCUCCUCGUGGCGAGGUUCUUAACGGGUUUAGCCGGCGACGUAAACUUCGUCGCCGCCCCCAUGUACAUAGCCGAAAUUGCCGAUCAGAAAAUCAGGGGAUUCCUCUCCGGUAUUAUCUACUUAAUGAUGCUUUUAGGAAUAUUAGUAAUUUAUUCCGUGGGGCCGUUCGUCCCCGUUUACGCGUCGUGUGUCGUGGGGGCGGCGCUGCUGGUCUUCGAGCUCCUCACCUACCCCUUCAUGCCCGAGUCGCCCUACUACCUGCUCGGCAAGGGCAAGUUCGAGAAGGCGCAGAAGUCGCUGCGCCGCCUCCGGGGCACCAUGGACGUGGAUAAAGAGCUCCAGGAGAUCUCGCAGGCCGUGGAGCGGCAGCGCAGCGAGCGCGGCCGCCCCCAGGACCUGCUCCUAAUCAAGAGCAACCGGAAGGCGCUGCUGAUUAUGAGCGUGCUCAACGGAGCUCAGCAUUUCAGCAGUAUUAGUGUGAUAUUAAUGAAUUUGCACAAGAUCCUCGAGGCGGCGGGAUCGAUCUACAUUAACUCCAAGGCGGCGGCGAUCAUUUUCUCGGCUGUGAUGCUCAUUUCGGCGUCAUCGGCGUCGUUCGUCAUCGAUAAAUACGGCCGCAAGAUUCUGUUGACGACGUCGAGUUUGCUCACGGGGUUGUCGUUGCUGGUCAUCGCGAUCUACUUCCACCUGCAGAGCUGCGACGUGGACGUGGCGGGGGUGAGCUGGAUCCCGAUCGUGUCGGUGAUGGUGUACGCGGCGGUGUUCAAGUUCGGGUUGGGGAUGGUGCCCAUCGUGAUGACGGCGGAGCUGUUCCCGGCUAAAGUCAAAGCGAUGGGGAUGACCCUAUCGGACUUGAUGUACCUAGCUUUCGGGCUGAUUUCGAUCGAGUUGUACCACAUACUGAGCGAAAAGUACGGGAUUGAAGUUCCUUUUUAUUUGUUUGCCGCUUCUUGCCUGCUCACGGCGGCUUUUUGUGCCUUCGUUAUACCAGAAACCAAAGGGAAGACUCUGGAUGAGAUCCAGUUCGUGUUGAAAGGAGAGCCGUAUCCAGGGCCGGUCGUCGAAAAUGGAAUCAAAAGCAACGAAUCUAUUGAUAGUAAAAAUGGCGAAGUUACGAGGUUAUGAGAGUCGGCGGUGUGAGGUAUUUUUUUAGUAAAAUCGACAAUAGGAGAUGGUGGACAAGCGAUGAAGAAGUUCCUUGGGACGACGACUGAUUUCAACGAUUGUAAAUUGUACCUUAAUAUAUUGAUCUUUCGAAGGAUGCAUUCCUUUACGCUGCUGCUGCUGCAUUUACUAGCUAGUAUUAAGAUAAGAAAUACAUUGUGAUUUAGAUUAGUAAGAUCAUACCAUAUUUUCAACUAGAUAGUCAAUUGAUACGUUGUUUUCCCGUAACCAACUUAAUAUCAAAUUUGUGAUCUGGAGUUAUGGGGAGACUUUAGAAUAUCUAUUUUGUAUACAUAAUUCAAACGUCUUUUUUCGUAAGCUUGAAAACAUUAAAGAUUCUAAACCGA
Zophobas morio is the source of this 2221-nucleotide messenger RNA. Its product is annotated as facilitated trehalose transporter Tret1-like. Lineage: Eukaryota; Metazoa; Arthropoda; Insecta; Coleoptera; Tenebrionidae. Bases 378 to 1835 code for a protein of 485 amino acids. The transcript has 3 exons. The record is from RefSeq and is a predicted model, not a curated record. Gene Ontology annotation, molecular function: transmembrane transporter activity. Gene Ontology annotation, cellular component: membrane. Gene Ontology annotation, biological process: transmembrane transport.